Molecule: messenger RNA, 1124 nt
Organism: Phaeodactylum tricornutum CCAP 1055/1
Lineage: Eukaryota; Bacillariophyta; Bacillariophyceae; Surirellales; Neidiaceae
Exons: 1
Coding region: 42-1034 (330 amino acids)
Source: RefSeq, a predicted model, not a curated record
AAGCAACUCUUUCUCCAGAGUCAGUUACACCUCGAUGAGCCAUGGGAGCAAUCAAACGACACACACCUGAGUUUCGGCGAUCCCCAAUCGCGUAUGCGAAAUACUUGAUGCUUAUAGUAAUUAUGGUGGCCUUGGCCUACAAGACUCUCCAGGCUGACAACAAUUUUGCCGGGUCUCUGCCAGAGCUCGAUUUCAUCGUAGAAGAUCUCCCUUCGCAAACAGCUCUUGCAAUAGACAGCUCUCUAACCCAGCGUCAAAAAUUUGAGGUCUUCCGUCAAUCCCAAGAAGUAUCUCCUUGGGGAGGGAGUGCUACUGAUGCUCCCCUAUUCGAGAGACUUUGUAGAAAACACUCCGACAUCUUUGGAUUUGGACACGGCGGUCGAGACAUCACGGAUGGAAUCAUUCGUGAACUUGCCAAGAAUGAUGCUGUCGUCAUUAUGGAGGUUGGGGUGUGGCUGGGGCAAUCGACGGCUCGUUGGCUCAAUGUUCACCCUAAUGUCCGCGUGAUUGCCGUUGACCCCUUUUCGGCUCCUAACGGCACGCAUAAAAAACUUUCAAAGGUAGCUGAGGAAGACAAGGUGUCCUUUGGACAGCCAGAGUUCAACCGAGCAUUGGCACAGUUUGCGAUUUCAAAGGCAGCCCCUGGCGCCCACGAUCGAGUAGUCUUUGAGACUGGGCUCUAUCCACAAGCUGCUCAGCCUUUGUUCCAAGCAAGCAAGGACGAACGUCCAGCGGUAGAUCUUUUCUACUUGGAUGGAGGAAAAAGAACGGAUACGGACGCGCAUUUGAAUUUUGUCGAGGAAACGAUUCGAGGAAUUGUUUCUGAGUUCCCCGACGUUAUCCUCAGUGGAGAUGAUUGGGGGUUUUCGAAACGGUUCAGAAGUUUGAUCGUAGAGUUUGCGGAAGGCCGCAAUCGUUCCGUUUACGUCGGCGAGGCUCGCACUUGGAUUAUGAUUAAUGACCAAGAUCCUCGGUUCAGCAAUGCGCAGUCAUUGCUAGGAAAAAAGGUGGCUUUGUCUGUUGCAAGACAAUGAUGAGGGAAAGUGCGAGUGUGAUCUACCAUUUGCACGGUUGCUUGCUUGGCAAAUAGUUUAUACUCUCUAUUACUGCGUAAAUUUCCUAUG